Messenger RNA from Pectinophora gossypiella (pink bollworm), 4854 nucleotides. It is a transcript of the gene Nox, whose product is annotated as NADPH oxidase 5. The transcript is spliced from 21 exons. The record is from RefSeq and is a predicted model, not a curated record. Gene Ontology annotation, biological process: superoxide anion generation; defense response. Bases 249 to 3839 code for a protein of 1196 amino acids. Gene Ontology annotation, molecular function: superoxide-generating NAD(P)H oxidase activity; calcium ion binding. Gene Ontology annotation, cellular component: NADPH oxidase complex; plasma membrane. NCBI's taxonomy places the organism in Eukaryota, Metazoa, Arthropoda, Insecta, Lepidoptera, Gelechiidae.
UUAAAAAUAAAAUAAAAAGAAAUAUAAUUUAAAUUUGGAAAUAAGAAAUUGACAGUGAUUGUUUUGUUUAACAAAAAGUGAUUUUUAUUAGAAAGAAAGUGAAAUUAAAAAUUAGUUUCUUACAGAGCUGAAGUACAAAGUGGGAACAAAAAAUUAAAAAAAAAUCGUAUUUUUUAUGUGAAUGAAAGUGAAAUCGUAAAACGGAUAUUAUGUGAACUAAUAAUAUGUUAGACUAUUAAAAACCAAAAAUGGCGACAGAAAACGGACAUGUAAAACUACAAAACAAUGCGGAGCCAAAAGAGAAAGUGGACCUAGAAAAAGAUUUUCAAAACUCACAAAAAAUCAAUGAAAAAGCAUCCGAAAUAUCAAACAAAGUCGAUGAAGAAUCUAUAUUAUCGGAAAGCGAAAAGAACCGUCUCGACCAAAUACCCUAUAUCAAAAACGUUGACGAUAAAACACCUAAAAAUAUUGUCAUAAGCAUUGACAGUUCAGAAGGCGGGAAAACUGACAGUUCAGAAACAAAAUUGGCGCCAAGUAAAAAUGGCGGAUUGGCUGAAAUUGGAAAUGAUCUACUUGGUGUGCCAAGAAAUGGGCCGAGAAUGUCGUUUAUGGAGGAAGAGAGUGCUCGAGAGAGAAUGAGAGUGUCUCUACUGAAGCAGUGUUCCGCCAUCUUGAAGCAAGGUGAUCAGAGAUAUAAUAAGGAUAGCCUGCAUCGCACUUUCCAGGAUGAGGAUCUUCUGGAGCGCGUCUUCCGCCUGUUCGACGUGGACCGACGUGACUACCUGGUGCAGGAGGACUGGAUUGAGUUCCUCAAGGAAAGACUCGCAGAAGAGAAGCAGAUAGAGUUCGUGGAACAGGUGGAGAGUGUGGCAUAUGUGCUCUGUGGGAGUGGAGUGAUCUCCCUCGACAUAUUCCAGCAUAUAUUGCAGAACAAAGUGGUGACCAACAAACUCUUCAGGGUUGUCGACAAAGACGGGGAUAACUACGUCACAGCUGAUGAAGUCAUGGAGUUCCUAUCCACUGUCACGAGCAGCAGAUCGCGGGCAGGCUUCGACCGGCACAGCGUGGACUGGCUGGAGGAGCUGUUCAGGAACACCGUGGGCGACCAGCAAGAGAUCACUAGAGAGCAGUUCCAGAGGAUAGUUGUCUCUAAAAAUCCAUUCUUCACGGAGCGAGUGUUCCAGAUAUUCGAUGAAGAUGACUCGGGGACCAUAUCUCUUCAAGAGUUCAUUGCAGCGAUGCACAGGUUCGCGGGACAGACACCUGAUGAUAAGCUGCGGUUCCUCUUCAAAGUUUACGACUUAGAUGGUGACGGCCUGAUCCAACAUCGAGAGCUGCAGCACGUGAUGCGAGCCUGCAUGGAAGAGAAUGGCAUGCAAUUCAGCGACGAACAACUCCUGGAGCUCACCAGUGCCAUGUUUGAGGACGCCGACACUGAGAAUCGUGGAGCCAUCACGUACGAGGCGCUGAAAGCACAGCUCAACAACCACGGUGGACUGCUGGAGAACCUGUCGAUUAGCAUAGACCGUUGGCUGGUGCCUCCGAAGCCAGAACCAAAGCCAACCUCCUUCCUCCACAAGCUCGGCAAGCUCAAGCCGUACCAGCUCUCCCUGCCCUACUUCAGAAACAACUACGUCUUCGUCAUCUAUCUGGCCAUAUUCUUCCUCGUCAACAUUGGCUUGUUCGUCUCCAGGUGUAUUGAGUAUCGGGAGUCUAAUGGGUUCGUCAUAUUGGCUAGGGGAUGUGGACAAUGCUUAAACUUCAACUGCGCCUGGGUGCUAGUCCUCAUGCUACGGGGAUGUCUAACAUGGCUGCGAGCUCGCGGCCUCAGCUCGCUACUACCGUUGGACCACCACAUAUAUCUUCACAAGCUCACUGGCGUUCUCAUUGUGCUCUAUAGCGCAGUGCAUACCCUCAUGCAUCUUUGUAACUUUAGUCUGAUAGUUGUCAACGACCCAGUGAUCAACGCAAAUAACUACACGGUGUACGAGUGGUUGCUGACGGAGCGGCCGGGCCUGUUCGGUUUGGUGGGUGGUUGCGCCAACCCGACUGGCGUCGCGCUGCUGCUGAUCCUCGCUGUCAUGUUUAUCUGCAGCCAGCCCUUCAUACGGCGCGGGGGGAGCUUCGAGAUAUUCUACUGGACCCACUUGCUGUACGUGCCGUUCUGGCUGCUGGUUAUCUUCCACGCACCCAACUUCUGGAAGUGGUUCGUGCUGCCAGGAGCCAUCUACAUUGCUGAGAGGAUCCUACGGCUCGCCUGGAUGAGGUCUGAACGCGGCAAGACCUACAUCUCGUCGGGCAUCCUGCUGCCCUCCCGAGUGACCCACCUGGUCAUCAAGCGCCCUCCACACUUCGACUUCAGAGCAGGAGACUACGUGUUCGUCAACAUCCCAGCCAUCGCCACUUACGAGUGGCAUCCCUUCACCAUCAGCAGUGCUCCUGACCAGGAAGAGUAUAUGUGGCUGCACAUCAGAGGCGUGGGUGAGUGGACCAACCGUCUGUAUUCAUACUUCGAGGUGCAACAAGCUCGGCUGCAUGCUGGGGAGGUCUCUCCUCAUCUAUCUGGUGAAAAUGGACAUGACACCCUAGCCCGCACCAGCUCCAACCAGAGCAACAAAAGCAAACGCAAGGGUUCCACCGGCGGCAAGAAGCGCUCCGUCGAUUUCUCUCCUGUCGCCUACACCAACGAGGCUUUUACCAUCGAAGAGGAGAAGACUAACGGGGACUUUAAAGCCCUAUCCCCACCACCGCGCAUCGGUCGCAGCCCUGGUCUUCUGGCACCUCUCUCAGCUAAGUUCUUGGAGAAGUCACGCUCCAUGCCUGAUGUUCACAACAAUGCGAAGACCAAACAGCGGCUUAUGGCCCUGCGCGACUACAUGCGCUCCGAAUCAGAGAACAGUUUCGACCAAUGCGAGAUGCGGCGAGCUCACCUGAAGGCCUUAGGACUGGCAUACCGGAGUCCUCAAAACAAGUCCUUGGCCCAUAGCUUCCGCUACAUGAGAACCAAGCCCACCAUCAUCGCGUUCAAGACUCCAAGCAUGGAGGACUGCGAGAGACGACGCAGUAACGAGAGUAUUUUGACUAUUGCCAGAAGACGUCUAUCAAAGAGUCUAUCCCCGGACAAAGACUUCGAGGGUCUGGGCGAAAGACCAACCAUCACAGUGGUCAGCCCGUCGGAAGCGUCCACUGUGGAAUCCUUUGCCAACUACCCCGUCGGGAAACCUCUUGAGAUCUACCUCGACGGCCCCUACGGCGCUGCAUCAUCCCACAUAUUCAGAGCACAACACGCAGCGUUGAUAGCUGCUGGCAUCGGAGUCACGCCCUUCGCGUCCAUCCUUCAGUCGGUGAUGUACCGCUACUGGAGCGCCAGGACCACUUGUCCCAAAUGCCAGCACACUUGGGCCAAGGAUCUGCCGCAGCAUAAUAUGAGUUUGAGGAAGGUGGAUUUCUUCUGGAUCAACCGCGAGCAGCGUUCGUUCGAGUGGUUCGUGUCCUUGCUCUCACAAUUGGAAAUAGAACAAGCGGAGUUGGGGGGAGCUGAGCGGUUCUUGGAGAUGCACAUGUACAUCACCAGCGCGCUGCAGAAGACUGACAUGAAGGCUGUCGGCCUGCAGCUCGCCUUAGACCUGCUACAUGAGAAGGAAAAACGCGACCUGAUAACCGGGCUGAAGACAAGAACCAACGCAGGUAGACCGAACUGGGACAAAGUGUUCCAACAGCUCCAGGAGCAGCACAAAGGCAAGGUGACGGUGUUCUACUGCGGGCCGCCGCAACUGGCUCGCAUCCUGAGGGUGAAAUGUGACCAGUUUGGGUUCAACUUUAGGAAGGAAGUUUUCUAGAACAGCAUCACGAUUCACUCCUAAAUCUCCUAAAAAAAUCUAUUAUACUAUAUUAUUAAGUAUAUUAUUAAGUAUAUAAACAAGUAAAUAAUAAAGAUCAUUUUGUACCUAUUUAUCAUAACACAACACAUAACGCCCAUAGCCCAUAACGUGUGUCUCAGCACCACCUUGGUCUAACAGUAAGAUUGGUGAGGUGUAGGUACUUAGUUCAUCUUGCGAUGGAUGUACCUCUGACAACCCCAAUUGGGAUAUAGUCGUGAGCAUUUGUUAUGUCCAAACUUGAACUUUAGAGCCCAAGCCGGGAUUCGAACCCGUAACAUUACGAUGCGAGUCACGAGUUCUCCGAACUGGGCUAUCACGGAUUCCAUGGGUUUUCUAGCAUACUUCCAUGAAUUCUUCGCUUCCUUUUCCAGCCAUAGUCAAAGCUUUCCGAGACAAAUCUAAAUGCAAUACAAGUUUUAAAAAAAUGGCCUUCUCCUUUUGUGAACAGCGACGUAUUGAAACAGCCUACCACUAUAGUUACUGUUUAUACCCAGUGCUUUUCUUGAUAAAUAUUGAGUAUAAUAAUUAUAGUGCCGACACCUGGACACACCAAUUUAAUUUUAAUUUAGUUUGACAGUACUAAAACUUCUUUAUUUCUGUCUUGCACUCCUCAUCAGUGAACGACAGCAAUAAUAUUUUUAGAGCUAUCAAAUUUAAAAUAAAAUUAAGUUUUAACUAAUACCUACUAGAAUCGGAACUAUUGUAAAUUUAAAUUAAUUCAAUUUAGUUUUUACGUUUUAUUUAACUAAUUUAUUUAUGUUUUUCCACUUAAAUUAUUUUAGAUUCAAUCAAUUAACAUUAAAAGUAAUAUUUAAUUUGAAUAAAGUUAGUUAAAUUAAAUCCUAUUUAAAUAAAGAAAUAACACUAGGCAGGCUAGGCAUUUAUAUUUAUUUAUAGUCGGAACAUUUCAUCCUAGCUACUAGCUGUAACUAUGAAUGUACCUAUUUAAGUUAUAAAUAUUAUAAUUAAUUUG